AUGUGUAAUGUUAAGAUCUCCCAGACUGAUAAAUACAAAAUUUGUUCAGAUUGUUUUAUUGCUGCAUCUUCAGCUUAUAAAUUUUACCUGUUAUCAAAGAGAAGUGAAGAAAUUUUAGACUUUUAUAUUAAUUUAUUGGAGGAGAACUUAAAUGAGGCCAGUAGUAGCGAAGUGAAUGAAGCACUAAAGGAAUCUCUUCCCUCCAAUAACAGAGCAAAGAGAAAACGGAAGAGGAAUCCAAUGAGCUACAUAAUGUGCAGCAAAUGUCCAGUGAGAUAUAGAUUUGUAGCCAAAUUAAAAGAGCAUAUGAAGGCAGAGCAUGAUAUUGAUCUAUUUGUUUGUACAGUAUGCAAAUCUAUAAUCGAGGAUGAGGGUGAAUUCAACAAGCACCUGAAAACGCACACAAACAUACACAGGUGCGCCAAAUGCAACGUGGUCUUCAGGAAACGCGACAGCAUCAUUGCACACUUGAAAUGGCACGAGGAAAUGGAGAAUCUCAAGCAGAGGGAAGGCGCCCAUAUUUGCGAGAUUUGCGGACUAGUACUGAGGGACGAGGAACACCUGAAAGAGCACAACGACAAGAAACACGUGAAGAAGUACACAUGCUUCUACUGCGGCCGCAUGUACAAGGGCGAGAUAAGUUUCGAAAUGCACAUAAAGAAGCACGAAAUGCACAUGAACAGUGAUGACAAGAAGCAGACAGACAAAAUGAAGACCAAAGAGGACGAGGAAAAAGUGAAGAAGAGCAAAAAGUUUUGCUGUGGAACGUGUGAGCGAAAUUUCGUCGAUGAGCGAUCACUCAUGUGGCAUCAGCGGCUGCAUACAAACGAGAGGCCCUAUGUGUGCGAUGUGUGCGGGCGCGGUUUCGUGUCGCUGAACAGGCGCAACCAGCACGCGGUGUGCGCCCACACCGCCCCCGCCCGCCGCUGCCCCCUCUGCCCGGCGCUCUUCCACCUGCGCUCUAUGGUCAACACGCACGUGCGGAAGGUGCAUCUCAAAACGCACAAGCGACGAAAUCGUACGAGUAAACAUCAGAAUGUAUUCUGGCGAACAGAACCCGUUCCCAUACAAGAGCUGAGCGUGUCCAUACAAAACGAGAUAUUGGAGUUGCAGGCUGCUCAGAAGGAGGCGGACAAUGGGCAAGAU
Iphiclides podalirius (scarce swallowtail) is the source of this 1146-nucleotide messenger RNA. The record is from the annotation of a GenBank genome assembly. NCBI's taxonomy places the organism in Eukaryota, Metazoa, Arthropoda, Insecta, Lepidoptera, Papilionidae.